AUGUGUACGUGUACAGCUGUACACGUACACGACUACACGUACCUUCGUUCGUACGAAGUACGUGCACAUGUCACCCUCCCCCUCGGCUUUGGAGGCCAAGGCAUCACCGACAUCUGCGAGAUCGCCGACAACGCGCUCGCCGCGAACUGGCACUACACCUCGUCCUACCUCGCGAGCCGCGUCCCGGCGCUCGCGCGCAUCGCCGCGCCCUCCGAGGACGGCAACGGCCCGAUGAACGACAUGAUCGAGCCCGUCUGGGACCGUGUUCGCGCCCGCGGCGCUGAAGGAGACAAGCGGCGCGAACGCGACAUCCUCCCUGAGUUUGCUGACUCAGCCGCCGCACCGUGCACCGCGAAAGGCCUCCAGCACCUCCUCUCCCAGAUGUGCUACGCGCGCAAGUUCGAGCAAAUGAAGGCCUCCGCCGUGAGCCUCAGCGAAGACCACUCCGCGGACCCACACGCCCGCGAGUUCGCUGCCCAGGUCGCGGUAACCAUGAACUCGCAUCGGGGUGAAGGAGCGUUGUUGAUAUGCGAGUUCAAAACUCAGGCUUUCAUGUUACGAUCACCAUUUUCUAGGUAUAUUAUAGUGAGAACGAAGGAGUGUUGUUGA
This is a messenger RNA of Micromonas pusilla CCMP1545, 609 nucleotides long. RefSeq lists its product as uncharacterized. Lineage: Eukaryota; Viridiplantae; Chlorophyta; Mamiellophyceae; Mamiellales; Mamiellaceae. The coding region runs from base 1 to 609 and encodes 202 amino acids. The record is from RefSeq and is a predicted model, not a curated record. The transcript is spliced from 2 exons.